AUGAUCAAAUAUUUCUCGCAGUACUCUCCUAUAGAUACUGUCGACGACGACGAGAAACCAGCAAAAAGGUUCGGUGCAGAAUCUCGUCUCAAGUCACAUGCCCUUCGCCUGUGGUUGUCCCAUGGCGUACUUAUUUGCACAUCGAUUCUCUCUUUUGCGUUAUGGAUGCGUACGCCUUCGACUCAGCUGAUCAACGACACACCUAAUAUAUACACUCCAGCAAGUGUUGCUGUCGAGCCCGUAUUUAUAAGGUUUAACGGAUCCCUCGACUUUCCUUCUAUCUAUCGUGGUCCUCCUUCGCCAGAAAUUGAUGCCGCUUGGAAUGGGAUAGCUAAUAAUUUAACUCAAAUGACCCGCGAAGAGAUACUAAAAGGAGGCACAAGCGAGGCAGAAUUGCCUUGGAAAGCCAGGUAUCCAGAAAAAAUUGGUGGACAGUACAUUGGUUUUAUGGAAGCCAUCCACCAAUUGCAUUGCGUGUCGGAGUAUUACGAGUCCAUUAAAGAACCUGUGUUCCAAACCACCCCAAGAGUACUUCGUGCGCAUAUCGGUGAAUAUUAUUUCUGCCUCGAAGCACUAUUGCUUAUGGAAUAUCGUUACGGUCCAGAUCACUGCACCGAAAUGAUAAGGCAGAAUAUUAUGUGCCGUGCCGACACGACGAUGAUCUCAUGGUACUGGGUUCAAGGAGAGACGGACCCUUACCCUAACUUCAACACCCGUCAUCGAUGCAGGAACUUCGACAAAAUCUGGGAUUGGUCCAUCAAAAACUCCAUCCAUAUCGCUGAAACCGAGGUCACUCGCUACCCAGAUACGGUUAACCUCCCAAGACCAAAAGGUGAUAAGGAAUGA
Suillus plorans is the source of this 846-nucleotide messenger RNA. RefSeq lists its product as uncharacterized. The transcript is spliced from 4 exons. The record is from RefSeq and is a predicted model, not a curated record. Gene Ontology annotation, biological process: mycotoxin biosynthetic process. Lineage: Eukaryota; Fungi; Basidiomycota; Agaricomycetes; Boletales; Suillaceae. The coding region runs from base 1 to 846 and encodes 281 amino acids.